This is a messenger RNA of Alternaria alternata, 2813 nucleotides long. Its product is annotated as protein O-mannosyl-transferase 2. The coding region runs from base 319 to 2541 and encodes 740 amino acids. The transcript is spliced from 5 exons. Gene Ontology annotation, cellular component: endoplasmic reticulum; membrane. Gene Ontology annotation, biological process: protein O-linked glycosylation via mannose. Gene Ontology annotation, molecular function: dolichyl-phosphate-mannose-protein mannosyltransferase activity. Lineage: Eukaryota; Fungi; Ascomycota; Dothideomycetes; Pleosporales; Pleosporaceae. The record is from RefSeq and is a predicted model, not a curated record.
AAUUCGGGAACAGCCCACCUCCUCGAUCUCGCAGCGCAGGAGAUUCUUCCAUUGCUCCCACCCCGUGAACUUCCCUUUUAUGCCUUCACUUGCUUUGGGCUUUUCUUCUACGGCCCACGGCCACUUUUAAUUGAUUCCCUUCUCUCGAGUUGUGUUGCGACCGACCGACCGACUGCAUCGCGUAGUCGCUCAAGCUCCGUGGUACCGACCAACCGUUUACUACCAAAUCCAGCCUCAAGCCACGAAUCCCUUCCACCUUCUUCACGACUUCGCGAUAAUAUCUGGAGACAACCAGGGAAACAGCCACCGCCCAUCACCAUGGCAUCGACUGCGCACACGACGGGCGCCGAUGCACAAGCAGAGGAGCUGCGGAGGAGAAAUGUAGCCGCGCCAUCACAGGCCGCAGCGCCAAUCGCUGCACUGGCACAAGAGAGGGAGAAGUCAAAGGACAAGCCUUUCAGCAUCAUCUCCUUCCUGGACGACUACGAAUUCAUCUGGGCACCUCUUAUAUUCACCUUCUUCGCCUUCUUCACACGCAUGUACAAGAUUGGCCUCUCGCCAAUCGUCACUUGGGACGAAGCCCACUUUGGCAAGUUCGGUUCACACUACCUCAAGCGCGAGUUCUACUUCGAUGUCCACCCACCGCUCGGAAAGAUGCUCGUCGGUUUGUCCGGAUACCUCGCAGGAUACAAUGGCUCGUUCGAGUUCAAGUCCGGAGAAACGUACCCCCCGGAGCUGAACUACACCUUCAUGCGCCUCUUCAACUCGGCUUUUGGUGCUGUUUGCGUUCCCCUGGCCUACUUUACCGCCAAAGAAUUGAACUUCCGCCGUCCGACCGUAUGGUUCGUCACCCUGGCCGUUCUCUGCGAGAACUCGUACACCACUAUCAGCCGUUUUAUCCUCCUUGACUCUAUGCUACUAUGCUUCACCUUCACUACCGUCUUCUGCUGGUCCAAGUUCCACCGCCAGCAACAUGACCCAUUCUCUCCUGAGUGGGGUCUGUGGCUGAUGCUUACCGGAGUUUCAAUUGGUUGUGUAUGCAGCGUCAAGUGGGUUGGAUUCUUCGUCACAGCUCUCGUUGGAUUGUACACCAUUGAAGACCUCUGGCGCAAAUUCGGUGACCUGAAGAUGCCCAAGAUCGAGCUAGCCACGCAUCUCGCUUUCCGCGUUUUCAGUCUGAUCCUCAUCCCCCUCGCCGUCUACAUGUUCUCCUUCUACCUCCACUUCAUCAUCCUCGAAAACAGCGGUCCCGGCGAUGCGCAAAUGAGCUCUCUCUUCCAAGCCAACCUGCGAGGAACUGAGGUUGGCAAGAACAGCCCUCUCGAAAUCGCAUACGGUUCCCGCACCACGUUGAAGAACAUGGGAUACGGAGGUGGACUGCUCCACUCUCACGUCCAGACAUACCCCGAGGGCUCUACCCAGCAGCAGAUCACUUGCUACCACCACAAGGAUGCCAACAACGACUGGUUCUUCUACCCCAACCGCCACGAGGUCGAAUACAAUCCUGAAGAGGAGCUCCGCUACCCUGGCAACGGUGACGUUAUUCGUCUGAUCCACGCCCAGACUGGCCGUAACCUCCACUCGCACCAAGUCGCUGCCCCUGUUACAAAGAGUGAUUGGGAAGUUUCUUGCUACGGCAACACAACUGUUGGUGACACCAAGGACCAUUGGGUUGUUGAGGUCGUACGCGACGCUGCUUCGAGGGACUACUCCAAGCUCCGGACGCUUACUACCGCUUUCCGUCUGAAGCACAAGGAUCUGGGCUGCUACCUCCGCGCUGGCAAUGUCAACCUACCUCAGUGGGGUUUCAAGCAGAUCGAGACAACCUGUGUCAAGAAGAACAACCCUCGCGAUGUUUACACUCAUUGGAACAUCGAAAGCCACACCAACGAGAAACUGCCGCCAGGCAACCCUGGUGACUACAAGUCUCCCUUCCUCCAGGACUUUAUCCAUCUUAAUGUUGCUAUGAUGACAUCUAACAACGCACUUGUCCCUGACCCCGACAAGCAAGACGACCUCGCCUCCAGUUUCUGGCAAUGGCCCAUCCUCCAUGUCGGUCUCCGCAUGUGCGGCUGGAACGAUGACAUCGUCAAGUAUUUCCUCCUAGGUAACCCCUUGGUCUACUGGGGCAGCACUGCCUCGCUAGGCAUUUUCGGUCUUCUUCUCCUCUUUUACGUCGUCCGCUGGCAACGUGGAUUCAAUGACCUGAAGCAAUCGGAAAUCGACUUGUUCCACUACGCAGGUAUCUAUCCCAUCAUUGGCUGGGCUCUCCACUACGCACCAUUCGUCGCCAUGGGCCGUGUCACAUAUGUGCACCACUACUACCCCGCUUUGUGGUUUGCCAUCAUCGUUAUGGGCUUCUGCUUGGACUUCACCACAAGGAAGUUGAACAAGCAGGUACAGUGGGGCAUCUUUGCUGUACUGUACCUUGCUACCAUCUUCCUGUACUGGCUGUUCAGGGCCAUCUCCUUCGGUAUGGUUGGACCUAGCAGCCAAUGGAAACACCUCAAGUGGUUCGAGAGCUGGAGGAUCACCGACUAAACUCUCUCCUGCUCUAUUUUGAGAGCAAAAAGGACGUUUGCUCUUUUUGUAACAACAUCUUCUUUGCAUCGGGCUUCUUUUGGUGAACAGGGGGGUAUCUAGGGUUAUGGAUAUCAGGCUGGUGAAGGCAUGCAUCAAAGAUUUUUUCAAGGCAAGGGCUAGCGAAGGUGUUCCUAGGGUGGAGUCUCUCUUUGGUGGAUGAUAUAACUCUAGACAUUUUAAAAGGACAAUGUGAUGAUGCAUUCUACUUCCCUCUGCUCUGCGGUCGUUGC